AUGAAAACACAAAAUCAAAGCUCUGUGGUUGAAUUCAUCCUCUUGGGCUUCUCUGAUCCUCCUAAACUCCAAGAGCAGAUCUUUGGUGUUUUCUUGGUAAUUUAUUUGGUUACCCUGAUGGGAAAUGCCAUCAUCAUAGCUGCCAUCUUGCUGGACCAGACCCUCCACAUCCCCAUGUACCUGUUCCUGCAGAAUUUAUCUGUGGUGGAAGUGAGUUUCAGUGCAUCCAUCAUGCCUGAAAUGCUAGUGGUCUUGACCACGGACAGAACUACAAUUUCUUUUGUGGGUUGUUUUGCACAGAUGUAUUUCAUUCUUCUUUUUGGUGGGACUGAGUGUUUUCUCCUGGGGGCAAUGGCUUAUGACCGUUUUGCUGCCAUCUGCCAUCCUCUGACCUACCCCAUGAUUAUGAACAAAAGGGUGUUUGUGAAAUUAGUCAUGUUCUCAUGGGUCUCAGGGGUCAUGGUGGCUACUGUGCAGACCACAUGGGUAUUCAGUUUUCCCUUUUGUGGCCCCAAUGAAAUUAAUCAUAUAUCUUGUGAAACCCCAGCAGUGCUGGAACUAGUAUGUGCAGAUACCUUCUUGUUUGAAAUCUAUGCCUUCACAGGCACCAUUUUGAUUGUUUUGGUUCCUUUCUUUUUGAUACUCUUGUCUUACCUUCAAAUUUUCUUUUCCAUCCUGAAGAUGCCAUCAACAACUGGGAGGCAAAAGGCCUUUUCCACCUGUGCCUCUCAUGUCACAUUAGUCACCCUCUUCUAUGGCACAGCCAGUAUGACUUAUUUACAGCCCAGAUCCAGCUACUCAUCAGCAACCAAAAAAGUGAUGUCAUUGGUUUACACGUUGCUCACAUCCCUGCUGAAUCCACUAAUCUACAGCCUGCGAAACAAUGGGAUGAAAAUGGCUUUGGUGAAAUUAUGGCGGAGAGCGGUGGUUUUACAGUUUGACUUGUUGAGAAGUCACGACCAAGUCCGUAAACUCUCCAUUAUCUUGUUGCAUUACCAACCUUCACAUCCACACCCUCAUAUUCAGUUCCAUGACUUCUUCCUGUCCUUUUUGGUACAGGCUGACCAGAUCAUGCAGAACAUCACAGAAGAUGCAGUGGGCUCCAUUCUAGUCCCAUUGCCAUCAGGGACCUCUGACUUGAACAAGUGUGCCCUGCCCUGUGCCUUUUUCCCACCCACUGCCCCUUCCACCCACAGCAUCCUGUGA
Messenger RNA from Marmota flaviventris (yellow-bellied marmot), 1206 nucleotides. RefSeq names its product olfactory receptor 10A3-like. Gene Ontology annotation, cellular component: membrane. The record is from RefSeq and is a predicted model, not a curated record. Gene Ontology annotation, biological process: G protein-coupled receptor signaling pathway. Gene Ontology annotation, molecular function: olfactory receptor activity; G protein-coupled receptor activity. NCBI's taxonomy places the organism in Eukaryota, Metazoa, Chordata, Mammalia, Rodentia, Sciuridae.